AUGCUCGGGCCUCGGCUGCUGCUGCUCCUCUCCUGCGGGGGGGCCCUGCUCGGCGCCGGUCUGGAGGACAGCUCCUCGGUGCCCCCAGGGCUCCACAAGGCAAAGGAUCCCCCACAGCCAGAUGAGGCUCAUGGGCAGCCCCCCGUCCUGAGGAACUGCCCAGGGCACAGGGCCACGGCCCAGCUACAGGGCGAGUGUGGCCUGGAGUCUCCACCCCAGCCCAGAGCUGGGUGGGCAUGGGGAUGUGGGCCUCUCCCCACCCACCCCCGGGGGGCGCCUGGAGACUGGGAGGGGCUCCAGACCCACUCUGCCGGCUGGGAGGACGCAGAACUCCAAGACCCCACACUCUCUGCAGCUCCAGACAAUAGGGGCCGGUGCUCCACAUGGGGGGCUGGCCACUUCUCCACCUUCGAUGGCCACACGUAUGACUUCUCUGGGACCUGCAACUACGUCUUUGCGGCCGUCUGCAAGGAUGCCCCAUCCACCUUCAGCGUCCAGCUACGGCGAGGGCCUGCUGGGAACAUCUCCCGGAUCAUUGUGGAGCUGGGGGCCUCUGCGGUCACCGUGCAGGACACAGUCAUCGCCAUCAAGGACGUGGGGGUGGUCAGCCUGCCCCACACCAGCAACGGGCUCCAGAUCACACCCUUCGGACAGAGCGUGAGGCUGCUGGCCAAGCAGCUGGAGAUGGAGCUGGUGGUCAUGUGGGGUCCCGGUGCCCAUCUCAUGGUACUGGUGGAGAGGAAGUACAUGGGCAAGAUGUGCGGGCUGUGUGGGAACUUCGACGGCGAGAAGACCAACGAGUUUCUGAGCGAGGACGGCCAACUGCUGGAGCCCCACAAGUACGCUGCCCUCCAGAAGCUGGAUGACCCCAACGAGAUCUGUGCCUAUGAGGCCAUCCCCAGCCCCCGGCUCCUGCAGGCAGAGCACGCCCAGACCUGCCUGCAGCUGCUGACCCUGGUGGCGCCUGAGUGCACCGUGCCCCAGGAGCCCUUCCUGCUGAGCUGCCAGGCAGACAUGGCCGCAUGCGUGGAGCCCGGCCGGCAUAACUGCAGCUGCGCCACGCUGUCUGAGUACUCACGCCAGUGCAGUAUGGCCGGCCAGCCCGUCAGCAGCUGGCGGGGUCUCGACCUCUGCUCUGUGGGCCAGUGCCCGGCCAACCAGGUGUACCGGGAGUGUGGCGAGACCUGCAUGCAGACCUGCUCCAACCCGCAGCACAGCUGCUCCAGCUUCUGCACCUUCGGCUGCUUCUGCCCAGAAGGGAUGGUUCUGGAUGACAUCUCAAAAAACCACAGCUGUGUUCCCGAGCCCCAGUGCCCCUGCAUGCUCAGCGGGGUGGUUUAUGCCCCCGGGGAGGUCACAACAGCCGCCUGCCAGACCUGCCGGUGCUCGGGGGGCCACUGGGAGUGUGAGGAGCGGCCCUGCCCACGGCGCUGUGCCCUGGAGGGAGGCUCCUUCGUCACCACGUUCGACGCCAGGCCCUUCCGCUUCCAUGGCACCUGCACCUACGUCCUUGUCCAGAGCCCCCAGCUCCCUGACGGUGGCUCGCUCAUGGCUGUGUUCGACAAAUCUGGGUACUCUCACUCGGAGACCUCCCUGGUUGCUGUCAUCUACAAGUCCAGACAGGACAAAAUCGUGAUUUCUCAGGAUGAGGUGGUCACCAACAAUGGCGACACCAAGUGGCUGCCAUACAAGACCCGAAACAUCACGGUCUUCAGGCAGACAUCCACCCACCUUCAGAUGGUCACCACCUUCGGGCUAGAGCUUGUGAUCCAGCUGUGGCCCGUGUUCCAGCUGUACAUCACUGUCGGGCCCCAGUUCAGAGGCCAGACCAGAGGGCUCUGCGGCAACUUCAACGGGGACACGACGGACGAUUUCACCACGAGCAUGGGCAUCGCCGAGGGCACUGCCUCGCUCUUCGUGGACUCCUGGCGAGCGGGAAACUGCCCCGCUGCGCUGGAGCGUGAGACCGACCCCUGCUCCAUGAGCCAGCUCAACAAGGUGUGUGCGGAGACCCACUGUGCGGUGCUGGUGCAGAAGGGCACGGUGUUUGAGAACUGCCAUGCCACCGUGGACCCCAAGCCCUUCUACAAGAGGUGCGUGUACCAGGCUUGCAACUACGAGGAGACAUUCCCGCACAUCUGCGCCGCCCUCGGUGACUACGCGCUGGCGUGCGCCUCACGGGGCGUCCUGCUGCAGGGCUGGAGGAGCAGCGUGGACAACUGCAGCAUUCCCUGCACAGGCAACCAGACGUUCAGCUACGACAGCCAGGCCUGCGACCACACGUGCCUGUCGCUGACUGACCGCGAGGCCGAGUGCCACCCCAGCGCUGUGCCGGUGGACGGCUGCAACUGCCCCGAGGGCACCUACCUGAACCACAAGGCCGAGUGUGUGCGCAAGGCCCAGUGCCCCUGCCUCCUGGACAACCACGGGUUCAUCCUGGCCGACCAGUCCACCAUGGUCAACGGGGUCGUCUGCCACUGCAUCAAUGGGCGGUUGAGCUGUCCAGCGCGGCCUCAGAUGCUUUUGGCAACCUGCUCAGCCCCAAAGACCUUCCAGUCCUGCAGUCAGUCCUCGGAGGACAAGUUUGGGGCGGCCUGCGCCCCCACCUGUCAGAUGCUGGCCACUGGCACCCCCUGCGUGCCCACGAAGUGUGAGCCCGGAUGUGUCUGUGCCAAGGGGCUCUACGAGAACGCCAGCGGGCAGUGCGUGCCCCCCGAGGAGUGCCCAUGCGAGUUUGCGGGCAUCUCCUACCCCCGGGGCGCUGAGCUCCACACCGACUGUAAGAGCUGCAUCUGCUCGAACGGGACAUGGUCCUGCCAGCAGAGCGCCCACUGCCCGUCCACCUGCAGCCUCUAUGGGGAGGGCCACGUGGUCACCUUUGACGGGCAGCGCUUUGUGUUCGAUGGCAAUUGCGAGUACAUCCUGGUCACGGACGGCUGCAACGCCAGUGACUCGCAGCCCACCUUCAAGAUCCUGACAGAGAACGUCGUGUGCGCAAAGUCAGGUGCCACCUGCUCGAGGGCCAUCAAGAUCCUCCUGGGGGGCCUGUCCAUCGUGCUGGCAGACGCCAACUACACGGUGAGCGGGGAGGACCCUGGCGUGCACUUCCGGGUCAAGGCUGGCUCCCUGCACCUGGUGCUGGACAUCACCAUCAGCAGCGCGUACAACCUGACCCUCACCUGGAACAAGCACAUGACCGUCUUCAUCAAGGUCGCCCGCGCCUCCCAGGAUCCCCUCUGCGGCCUGUGUGGCAACUACAAUGGGAAUAUGAAAGACGACUUCCAGACACGCAGCAAGUACCUGGCAUCCAGCGAGCUGGAGUUCGUGAACUCCUGGAAGGAGAGCCCACUGUGCGGCGACACCACCUUUGCGCUGGACCCCUGUAGCGUCAACACCUUCCGCCGCUCCUGGGCCGAGCGCAAGUGCAGCAUCAUCAACAGCCAAACCUUCGCCGCCUGCCACGGCCAGGUCUACCGCCUGCCCUACUACGAGGCCUGCGUGCAGGACACGUGUGCGUGCGACACUGGCGGGGACUGCGAGUGCCUAUGUGAUGCUGUGGCCGCCUACGCCAAGGCCUGCGUGGACAAGGGCGUGUGUGUGGACUGGCGGUCCCCUGACUUCUGCCCCGUGUACUGUGAGUUCUACAACACGCACACGCAGGUGGGUGGCGAGUUCCAGUACACCCAGGAGGCCAACUGCACGUGGCACUACCAGCCGUGCCUCUGCCCCGCGUCGCCACAGAGCGUCCCUGACAACGUCGAAGGUUGCUACAACUGCUCCCAGGAUGAGUACUUCGAUCACGACAAGGGGACGUGCAUGCCAUGCAUGCUGCUGCCCACCACGCCAGCGCCAACAGGCUCGCCUGCCACAGAAACCACGCCAGCCACGGCCACGGCCGGCACCACGCUGAUCCCCAGCACUGGGCUCCGCUCCCCAACAACACCCACGGGGCCCAUGCAGACGCCCAGCCUCCCAGCCAUGGGCUCUUCAUCCACACAGGCAGGGACAGCCCCAACCACCCGGACACAACCAACAGUCUCCUCGGAGGGGUCACCGUGGAGCACCUCUGCUGUCACCGCCCAGGCCACAUCUGCACCGGUCCCCACAGCCACUCAAAGGUCCACAGCCACGGGCCCUCCCGUGACCUGGGCCACCACGCGGCCCACGGGGCCCUCCCUCAGCACCGCCACGCAGUCCACAGCUCGGGCCACGGCGCACACCACAGCAGCCUCGCCAAGCCUGGCGACAUCGGGGACCGCCACAGGGAACGCCUCACCAAGCCUGGCGACGUCGGGGACCGCCACAGGGAACGCCUCGCCAAGCCUGGCGACGUCGGGGACCGCCACAGGGAACGCCUCGCCAAGCCUGGCGACGUCGGGGACCGCCACAGGGAACGCCUCGCCAAGCCUGGCGACGUCGGGGACCGCCACAGGGAACCCCACAAACAUCAACUCCACCCACAACCACCACACCCACAGCCACACCCUACCCAACCCUACCGCCUCCAGAGACCCUUCCUGUCCACGUGUCAACAUCAGCCACCUCCUCAGUGACUCCAACCUCUCACCAGGUUAUCACCCUGACCGAGUCCCACACCACCUUCUCCACCACAAAGACAACUGCCACACCACUGACAACCACAACAGAGACCACCACACCCACACCACUGACAAAGACCACAACAGAAACCACCACACCCACAUCACUGACAGAGAUCACAACAGGAACCACCAUACUCACAGCCACACCACUGACAAAGACAACCAGAGAAACUACCACAUCCACAGCCACUCCACUGACAGAGACCACCACAGAAACCACCACACCCACAAUCACACCACUGACAGAAACCACCACAGAAACCAGCACAGCCUCACCACUGACAGAGACCACCACACCCACAGCCACACCACUGACAACCACAACAGAGACCACCACACCCACACCACUGACAAAGACCACAACAGAAACCACCACACCCACACCACUGACAGAGAUCACAACAGGAACCACCAUACUCACAGCCACACCACUGACAAAGACAACCAGAGAAACUACCACAUCCACAGCCACUCCACUGACAGAGACCACAACAGAGACCACCACACCCACAGCCACACCACUGACAGAAACCACCACAUCCACAGCCACACCACUGACAAGGACCACCACACCCACACCACAGACAGAGACGACCACACCCAUAGUCACACCACUGACAGAGACCACAACAGAAACCACCACACCCACAGACACACCACUGACAACCACCACCAAAUCCACAGUCACACCACUGACAGGGACCACCACAGAAACCAGCACAGCCACACCACUGACAGAGACCACCACACCCACAGCCACACCACUGACAAAGACCACCACAUCCACAGCCACACCACUGACAACCACAACAGAGACCACCACACCCACACCACUGAUAAAGACCACAACAGAAACCACCACACCCACACCACUGACAGAGACUACCACACCCACAGGCGCACCACUGACAACCACCACCAUACUCACAGCCACACCACUGACAAAGACAACCAGAGAAACUACCACAUCCACAGCCACUCCACUGACAGAGACCACAACAGAGACCACUAUACCCACAGCCACACCACUAACAAAGACAACCACACCCACAGCCACACCACUGACAAAGACAACAGAGACCACCACACCCACAAUCACACCACUGACAAAGACCACCACAGAAACCACUACACCCACAAUCACACCACUGACAGAAACCACUACCGAAACCAGCACAGCCACACCACUGACAGAGACCACCACACCCACAGCCACACCACCGACAAAGACCACCACACCCACAGCCACACCAUUGACAAAGACCACCACACCCACAGCCACACCACUGACAGAGACCACCACAUCCACAGUCACACCACUGACAAAGACCACCACAGAAACCAGCACAGCCACAGCACUGACAGAGACCACCACAUCUACAGCCACACCACUGACAAAGACAACCAGAGAAACUACCACAUCCACAGCCACUCCACUGACAGAGACAACCACAUCCACAGCCACACCACUGACAAAAACAACAGAGACCACCACACCCACAGCCACACCACUGACAGAGACAACCACAUCCACAGGCACACCACUGACAAAGACAACCAGAGAAACUACCACAUCCACACCACUGACAGAGACCACAACAGAAACCACCACACCCACAGCCACACCACUGACAGAGACAACCACAUCCACAGCCACACCACUGACAAAAACAACAGAGACCACCACACCCACAGCCACACCACUGACAGAGACAACCACAUCCACAGGCACACCACUGACAAAGACAACCAGAGAAACUACCACAUCCACACCACUGACAGAGACCACCACAAAAUCCACUACACCCACAGUCACACCACUGACAGAGACCACCACACCCACAGCCACACCACUGACAAAGACCACAACAGAAACCACCACACCCACACCUACUGGCACCCCAACGCCAUUGACACAUGUGCCGGUCACAUCCACGGCACCCACAUCCACAUCCCCACUGCUGACAACAACAAUAGGGAGCACCACACCCACAACCCUGCCACUCACAAAGACCACAACAGGGACCACACAAACCCAGAGCUCACUCCCACCCUGUCCCCUGCCCCCACUGUUAGUACCAUCAUCCUGUCUACACCCCGGACCACGGUCAGCAGCCCCACUUCCUCUGUCCCAUCCUCUCAGUCCACCACCGCCCAGUCCACCUCUUUCACCACCCAAACCCCCACCCACGGCCUCCUGUCUUCUACACUGGGGGUGACAGCCGUCCCAAGUUCUCCAGCCACCAACCUCACCACCAGACCGCCGAGUACCACCAGGCUGCAGACAACUGUGUUCCUAGCCAGCUCCAUCACUGCACACGGAAGCUCCUCCCUCCCCACCACCGGGUCCGUGUCCACUGAGAGCCAGUCCAUCUCCUCUCUCGUCACAUCUCUUCCCAGCUCUGCAGGGAUGGUAGGGCAGCACAGGACCAUGAGCAGACUUGGGGUCAUGCACAACCAGCUGGAGCUGCAGCCGCAGCCUCGGGCCAGCCCUGGCGUGCCACCCCAGGUCUCCGAGCUCUGGUUGGUGCUGGGCCGGGAGGAAGGUGGGGCCUGCAGCGUGAAGGAGUCUGAGGAAGAAGUCACGUACCAGGGGUGCACGGCCAACAUCACAGUGACCCGCUGCGAGGGUGCGUGCACCUCCUCGGCCAGCUUCAACAUCAACACCAUGCAAGUGGCCACCACCUGCAGCUGCUGCCACCCCGUCAGCUCCUACGAGGAGCAGCUCGUGCUGCCCUGUGCAGACCCUGCGGUGCAGGGGCAGCAGCUGGUGCUCACGAUGCAAGUGUUCAGCAGCUGUGCGUGCUGCCGCCGGCGCUGCGGAGACUAG
Molecule: messenger RNA, 7431 nt
Organism: Bubalus bubalis (water buffalo)
Lineage: Eukaryota; Metazoa; Chordata; Mammalia; Artiodactyla; Bovidae
Gene: MUC6
Product: mucin 6, oligomeric mucus/gel-forming
Exons: 39
Coding region: 1-7431 (2476 amino acids)
Cellular component (GO): extracellular matrix
Molecular function (GO): protein binding
Source: RefSeq, a predicted model, not a curated record